Molecule: messenger RNA, 1725 nt
Organism: Lampris incognitus (smalleye Pacific opah)
Lineage: Eukaryota; Metazoa; Chordata; Actinopteri; Lampriformes; Lampridae
Gene: epyc
Product: epiphycan
Exons: 10
Coding region: 1-1725 (574 amino acids)
Molecular function (GO): protein binding
Source: RefSeq, a predicted model, not a curated record
AUGCUUGUGCGGAUCGUAGUGGGGCUCUUCGUCCUCAAAGCGGUGGUGGCCGGCCCCAGAUUUGCCCGACAAGUGGAUUUAGACACGUACGACAGUGCCAAUUAUGAUGUGGAUCUAGAAAACAUAAAUCUGGAGAACCAGGAUAUCUAUGACUAUGAAGAUGGGCUGACAAUUGAUGACCCUCAGAUAGAGAUUGGAACACUGGCCCCACCUGAGUACAACUAUCCUGUGCCUGAGGCCUCACUGGAGGAAGAAGAGGAAGAGGAGGAGGGAGAGCUGCCACUAAAGCCGCAGCUCAUCCCUCAAGGUUCAGGGGGAUCAGGGAUCCUCAUGGGCCCAAACACACAGAAAGAGGAGGAGCUGCGUCUGAUGCCCAUUGACAUCCUUCAUAUCUCCGGGGAUUUUGGGAGCUCUGUGGGGUCUGGGGCCUCUGGAGCUUCUGGGGCCUCUGGGUCUGGAGGCUCAGGAGACCUGCUGGCCUCUGGUGCCUCUGGGGUAUCUGGUGACCUUCACAUUGGCUCUGGAGGUUCUGGGGACCUCCUUAGCUCUGGGGGGUCCGGAGAUCUCUUGGAAUCUGGGGAUUUCCUAGGAUCCGGGGAUCUCCUGGGGUCUGGGAUUUCCGGAGCCUCUGGGGACCUUGGUUCUGGAGAUUCUGGGGUUUCUGGGGACCUCCUCCUUGGCUCUGGAGGCUCUGGGGACCUCCUUAGUUCUGGGUUCUCUGGGGACAUCCUAGUCCCAGGGGUUUCUGGAAGCUCUGGGGUUUCUGGGGAAUCCGGUGAGUCCGGGGACCCAGGGAUAACGUUAAUAUCUGGAGGGGAGGAGCUACCCCUCAUUCCUGACACUAUCCCCCAGGAGGUAUCAGGAGUCUCUGGGGAUUCAGGAGUCUCUGGAGAAUCUGGGGCUUCUGGGGAUUCUGGCUCUGUAGAACCUGAUGAGCCAGAGGUCAUACUGAUCCCUGACAUUGAUGAAGAGGAGAAGCUGCUUCCCACUACUAUACCGACAACCCCUCAGGAAGGUGCAGGGAGUACAGAGGGGUCAGUGGACUCUGGUUUGCCAGAGCCCGAUGAGCCCGAUGAGCCUGAAGUUGACAGGCGAGGUAUGCCCACUUGCCUGCUGUGCACGUGUCUCGGUACCUCUGUCUACUGUGAUGACUUGAAGCUAGAUAGCGUGCCACCUCUGCCUAAAGAGACCACUCACUUCUAUGCACGCUACAACAGAAUCACCAAGAUCAACAAGUCUGACUUUGCCUCCAUGAACAAGCUGAAGAGGAUCGAUGUGACAGCCAAUGAGAUCUCGUCCAUUGAUGAAAAUGCAUUCUUGGGCUUGCCUGCGUUGGAGGAGCUGGUGUUACGAGAGAAUCACAUCUCUCGGCUGCCUGCUCUGCCGGUCACCAUGACUCUGAUUGAUGCCAGCCACAACAACAUCGGCUCCAGGGGUAUCCACAAAGAAGCAUUUAAAGAUAUGGCUGGCCUGCUGUACUUGUACUUAACAGACAAUCACAUUGACUAUAUCCCAUUGCCUCUACCAGACAGCCUGCGAUCUCUGCACCUACAGCGCAACAACAUUCAGAUGAUGCACGAGGACACGUUCUGCAACCUGAAAGAUUUCAAUUACAUCAGGAACGCACUGGAGGAUAUCCGCUUGGAUGGCAACCCCAUCAACCUCAGCAGAACCCCACAGGCUUACAUCUGCCUGCCCCGUAUACCCAUUGGAGAUCUCAUCUGA